ACAUCCCUUUCACGCAACAACAACUCGUUAGCCUUCUUAUUAUAGCUCAGUGUAGCUAGCACACAUAUCUGGCAGACGGCUAGCUAGUUUGCUGAACUUGUUUAAUUAAAGUGAUGUCAGUAGCUAGUUACCUAGCUAGUCGUUUGGCUGACCAUUUUACAUUAUGUACAGGAAGUUCACCCCGUAGUUACAUCAUCCAUUAGCGGUUUGCGUUCUGUCAGCCACCGAAUUAGACAUUAUUUUUACGUAGUGUAUUGCUGCAGUCCGCUGUCCACGUUGGAUAUAUUUCGUAAUUCCAGAGUGUACUUUGACGAGCUGGCUCGGCUAACGCAAAGAGCAUCUCGCCUCUUCCUCUCUGGCUGUUACAGACUAGUGGCAAGAGAAUUUCCGUCGUGACAAUCGCAGCUGGUUGUUGUGUGCAAGCUGCUAACACAAGUCAUUUAGCGGUACGGUAGCGUUGUUGGAGCAAGAAACUAAAUAGAGGAACCAGAUUUUCUUUACUUCCUAUUUGCUCCUUGCCAAACUGAUCUGUAUUUUUUUCAACAGCUGUUUUUAUAUUAUUCGCUUAGCUAAAUUCUGCCACCGCAUCAAAUGAGUAAAUAAACAGACUCACCAAUUCCAUUGACAUUUUUAUCUCUGCAAGGAUGUCUAAACGAUUAAGGAAUAGUGAGCUAUGCGCUGAUUGCAGUGUGCCAGAGCCUCGCUGGGCUUCUGUGAACAGGGGCGUGUUGAUCUGCGACGAGUGCUGUAGUGUUCAUCGGAGUCUGGGCAGACACAGCUCCCAAGUGCGUCACCUGACUCACACAUCAUGGGCUCCUACACAGCUACAGAUGGUUCAGAUGUUAUACAACAACAGUGCAAAUUCGAUAUGGGAACACUCUCUACUGGACCCAGCGUCGGUGAUGAGUGGGAAACGCAAGGCCAACCCUCAGGACAAAGUACAUCCAAAUAAGACAGAGUUCAUAAAGGCCAAAUACCAAAUGCUGUCUUUUGUCCACCGGAUGCCUUGUCGAGAUGACGACAGCUUCACUGCCAAGGACUUAAGCAAGCAACUUCACUCCAGUGUCCGAACUGGUAACCUGGAGACAUGUCUGAGGUUACUCUCUCUGGGAGCCCAGGCCAACUUCUUUCACCCAGAAAAAGGGAAUACGCCGCUGCAUGUGGCUGCCAAGGCAGGCCAGGUGUUUCAGGCCGAGCUGCUGACAGUCUACGGGGCUGACCCCGGCGCCCCCGACACCAGCGCCAAGACUCCCAUUGACUAUGCAAGGCAAGCUGGCUACCAUGACCUGGCUGAUAGGCUGGUGGAGAUUCAGUAUGAACUUACUGACAGACUGGCUUUCUAUCUCUGUGGGAGAAAGCCUGAUCAUAAAAAUGGCCAACACUUCAUCGUCCCACAGAUGGCCGACAGCAGUUUAGAUUUAUCAGAACUGGCAAAGGCAGCAAAGAAGAAACUCCAGUCUCUCAGUAAUCAUUUGUUUGAGGAGCUGGCGAUGGACGUGUAUGACGAGGUGGACAGACGGGAGACGGAUGCAGUAUGGCUGGUGACACAGAACCACAGCACGCUGGUGACAGACACCACCGUGGUGCCUUUCCUUCCUGUGAACCCAGAGUACUCAUCAACACGAAACCAGGGACGGCAAAAACUUGCGAGAUUCAAUGCACAUGAAUUUGCAACCCUUGUCAUCGACAUAUUAAGUGACGCAAAGCGUCGACAGCUGGGGAACUCUACGACGAGUCCCAAAGAAAACGUUGAACUUAUCCUAAAAAGCGUGAGCAUCCAGCGCGGCAGUGAGGGUCUGGACAAUGACCAGCCGGACUACGACAGCGUGGCCUCUGACGAGGACACGGAUCAGGAGCCACCCUCGGGCAAGGACCGGACCAAGAGUCUGGACUCGGACCUGUCAGACGGGCCUGUCACGGUGCAGGAGUUCCUGGAGGUGAAGCACGCCCUGUCGGCCUCGGAGGCCAAGAUCAAGCAGCUGAUGAAGGUCAACAGCAACUUAAGUGGCGAACUGCGACUGAUGCAGAAAAAGCUGCAUUCUCUGCAAAGCGAGAACACGUCUCUCAGGCGACAGGGCCCAACCACCCAUAUCUAUCAGGUCCCCAUCAGCAGCGGGUCAGAGUACACUGACCCUCCUUCCUCCAGCCCCUCGGCCAUGAAGCGCCGGCAGUCAGCGCGGGCCAGCCGGCCCAUGUCCAUGUCUAUUUAUGAGACUGGCUCGGGCCUGAAGCCCUACCUCCCCAAGGGGGAGACCCCCUACACAGAGGAGGGUAUCCCCACCCUGCAACCCUUCCUCCCACCUCAUAUGGGAAGGGGUGCUUUUGUGACCUCUUCAUCCCUCCCCUCCUUCCCAUCCACCCUGUCCUGGUCACGGGACGAAAGUGCUCAAAGGGCCUCCAAGAUGGAGAAACAGAGCAGCAUGUCAGACGGUGACUAUGACAACACCACCAAUGACUCUGAGUUGGAGGACUCAGGUGUGGGCAGGAGGGGGAGGCUGAGGAGCAGUGGCUGGCUUGGGGAGGGCAGCUCCAUCCCUGAACUGGAUGAUCUUGAAGUCGAGCCAGACUCUGCGCUCCCCAGCACCGAGGAUGUCAUUCGCAAGACAGAGCAGAUCACCAAGAACAUCCAGGAUCUGCUCCGCGCUGCACAGGAGAACAAGCACGACAGACCUUGUGAGCGUGAGGGUGUCCGCCGGCUCAGGCACAGUCUAGGCUGUUUCAGCAGCCUGGUGCCCUGGGCCGAGAAGGCCCCCUCUCCCCUGCAGCCCCUCAACCUGCGCUCCCCCGAUCCUGCCGCCUGCUUUAUACCCUGCUCCGAAAGAAUAUAUGUGGCUGUGACGGAAAUGGCUGCCCUCUUUCCCAAGAGACCACGUUCGGAGACAGUGCGAGGUCCCCUGCGCCUGUUGACGUCCAGCGCCUUCCGGCUCCAGGGAGAGUGUCAGAAGGCAGUGCCCCCAGAGGGAGGUCCAGUGCCUGACAUGCAGCUGGUCACCCAGCAGGUUAUCCAGUGUGCUUAUGACAUCGCCAAGGCGGCCAAGCAGCUUGUCACCAUUACCACCAAGGAGAACAGCAACUGACCAUUAUCACCACUGCCGCCCGUCGCAGGCCUUUUAGAUAUCUGAAGGCCCGAAAUGUCUCCACGUAUUGUUCAUCCUUUAACUUUGUUGUAAAAAAAAAUUAUCAUUUAUUUCCUGUUUUUAAUGUGUAUGUGAUAUUUGCAUGUCAUUUUUUAUUUAAAGACAAAUGUACGCAAUUAUAAAGAGUGUUGAAGUUAAAACAUUGGUACAAAAAGACAACUGAACUUGAGCUAUGGGAAAGUGUCCGGAGCUCUACUAACUGCAAGGGAAAGGCUGUACUAGUAGAUUUAUUUCUAUGGACUUGGUUUGUCGUGAGCUACUUCAGGAGUCUAGAGUACAGCCAGAUACUGACAAGAUGAUUGUGGAGAUCCUUCGUCGCUAAUGUGCAGUUUCUAAACCGCACUUCUUUAUAGUUUUUUUUUGUGGUGCUAGAUAUGUCUUCCUCGCCCACAAAGAAGAAAUGUUUUACUCCCAACUAUCGCCUAUACCCUCCAUAAAAAAGGCUUGUCAUCCACUUUGAUGCUCCUUAUCUGAACCAGGAGUCUCAAACUGGCGGUCCCCGGUCCAGCUUGCGGCCUGGAAGUGAAUUUAAGCAACCCAUUAUAGUAUUGCACGUGGUUGAGAAUAUUGUGAAAGCUAUGAUUAAGCCAUAAUGCUGUUAUUAGUGAAUAACAUACGUUACACACAUUGGCGCUACGUAAUAUCAUUAUACUGUAACCAAGGGUUCCCCAACUGGUGGCCCGCGGGUGGUUUAAUUUGCCCCCCCCCCCACUCCAGAAAAACCCUGGAAUGAGUCGUU
This is a messenger RNA of Salvelinus sp. IW2-2015, 3876 nucleotides long. The record is from RefSeq and is a predicted model, not a curated record. NCBI's taxonomy places the organism in Eukaryota, Metazoa, Chordata, Actinopteri, Salmoniformes, Salmonidae.